AGUACCAUCAACUUGUUUGAUAUGCAUUAUAACUUGGAAUACUCCCAUCAAUGUAACAUAACCAUUAACCAUGUUACUAAUACUUAUUCUCGUGAGCUCAAUUCUAGUUUUCAUCUAUUUAAAUGGACUUUACAAUGAACGUUAUUGGAAAAAGCGUGGCAUCACUUUCCAUAAGAAAAACAAAGUCAUGGGAGUGUUUUGGGAUUUCUUGACUACGCGUCGGGCGUUUUUCGAAAACCUUUGCGACUUAUACAAGGAGUAUCCUAAUGAACCUGCAAUUGGCAUUGGUUCUUUUCUCACACCGUGUCUGUACGUACGAGAUCCAGUCAACAUCCAGCAUGUACUAUCAUCCGAUUUCAAUUCUUUCAACCAUAGAGGAGUUGAGCCAAACGAAGAGGAUGUACUAGCAGGCACUAUUCUCUUCCUGAAUGGGAAAAAGUGGAAACUGGUCCGACAGAGCAUGACACCGCUGUUUACUUCGACGAAACUAAAAAGCAUGUAUUACAUCAUAGACAAGAGCGCGCAAGACUUCGUCACUUACUUAAAGGAAAAUCCUAAAUUACUGAAAAGUGAUACAUUUGCAACCCUUUCGACAUUCUGCAGUGCAGCGAUCGGUGCAGCAGUCUUUGGACUUACAACAAAUUCCAUUUUCGACUCACCCUUUCUGAAAAUCGCUUGCAGUGCCUUCGAAGCUACUUUUGUUCGCAACAUCAAAUUCGCAAUCGCCAACUUAUCUCCUUCGCUGUUCAAACAUUUGAAUAUUAGCUUUUUCAAAGAAUACGAACAGUUCUUCAUAGGCGCAAUCAAACAGGUCGUUAGACAGAGAGAAAGUGAGAAUGUGAAAAGACACGAUUUCGCCGAUAUCUGCGUCUCUUUACAAAGCAAUGGGAAACUAAAGGACUCUGAAACUGGGUACGAAUUGGAACCCACGGACGAGCUUCUCGCUGCCCAGGCAUUUUUCUUUUUCGUCGCAGGCGUUGAACCAACCGCCGCUGCAAUAUUUGCUACAUUAGUUGAACUAGGAAAACACCCGGACUUGCAGCAAAAACUACACGAAGAAAUCGACAAAGCUUUCGAAGAAAACGAUGGCAAAAUGACAUACGACAUCGUUGCUAAUUUGAAAUACUUAGAUAUGGUAACUAACGAAGCCAUGCGAAUGCAUCCUCCGAUCGGGUUUUUAUCAAGAAAAUGUACAAAGGACUCGGUUCUACCAAACGGAAAUAUCAAAGUUGAAAAGGGAACCAAAAUAUUGACAGCAAUAUAUGAGCUCCAUCACGAUCCAAAAUACUUUCCUGAUCCAGAAACUUUUAACCCAGAAAGAUUCUCGAAAGAAAAUAAGAAUGCCACUUUAGAUUUGACGUACAUGCCCUUCGGUAAAGGGAAUAGGAUCUGUGUUGGGAUGAGGUACGCACAGCUGCAGGCAAAAGCUGGCUUAGUACAUUUAUUACGACAUUUUUCCCUUAAAACCAUAGUUUAUAAGGAACGGCCAAAGUAUCGAAAGGAUCAAGUGCAAGUGAGGUUGAAUAACGUCGAUGUUGAAUUGAUUCCUAGACUACACACGUGUGAAAAGAAAAUGUUGCCAGUGCUACUCUUUAUUUGCAUUGCAGUUUUAGCUUUAAUUUACCUAAAUGGUAUACACAAUGAAAGCUAUUGGAGAAAACGUGGUGUCACCUUCUACACAAAAAACAAAACUUUGGGAGUGUUUUGGGAUUUCUUGAUCAAACGUCGAGCGCUUUUCGAAUAUCUUCACGAUAUUUACAAGGAAUAUCCGAACGAACCCGCAGUGGGCAUUGGAUCAAUUCUAACACCAACGCUGUAUGUACGAGACCCUCUUAACAUUCAGCAUGUAUUGACAACAGAUUUUAACUCAUUCAGUCACAGAGGUUUCGAACCAAAUCAAGACGAUCUUCUCGCUGGUAACAUUUUGUUCUUAAACGGCGCAAAAUGGAAAUUAGUUCGACAAAGAAUGACGCCGCUCUUCACGUCAGCAAAACUGAAGAGCAUGUACUACAUAAUGGAUAAAAGCGCGAAAGACUUCGUUCAUUACCUCAAGGACAACCCUACAGUAAGGAAAGGGGACGCGUUUAAUACUCUAUCAACAUUUUGCAGUGCAGCUAUCUGUGCUUCUGUAUUCGGAGUUACCACGAAAUCUGUUUUUGACUCUCCUUUCCUCGAUGUCGCUAGACGAUCAAUGAAUCCAAGCUUUAAACGCAAUAUCAAAUUUGCUCUCGCAAAUUUAAGUGAAUCGUUGUUUAAAAUACUUAAUAUCCAAAUAUUUAAAGAGUUCGAAAGCUUUUUUAUAGCCGCAAUAAAGCAGGUUAUCCAUCAACGUAAAGCGGAAAAUGUUAAGAAGCAUGAUUUCGCAGAUAUAUGUGUCUCUUUACAAGAGCAUGGAAUGAUGAAAGAUAUGGAUUCAGGGUUGGAGUUGGAACCAACAGACGAGCUGCUCGCUGCUCAAGCUUUCUUCUUCCUCAUCGCGGGUGUGGAACCUACUGCUUCUGCAAUGUUUGCUACGUUGAUGGAGGUAGGUAAACACCCAGAAGUUCAGAAUCGCCUUCAAAUAGAAAUCGAUAAAGCAUUUGAUAAACACGAGAACGAUAUUUCGUACGACGUUGUCACUAAUAUGGAGUAUUUAGAUAUGGUAAUGUGUGAAGCAAUGAGACUCAAUCCUGCCAUUGGUUUCCUAACUAGGAAAUGUGUUGAAGACACUCUUUUGCCCACUGGUAACAUCAAAGUAGACAAAGGAACUAAAAUAAUGGUACCGAUUUACGAACUACACCACGAUUCUAAAUAUCACCCGGAUCCAGAAGUAUUCAAUCCAGAAAGAUUUUCGGCAGAGAACAAGAAAAAUAUAUUAGAUAUAACAUACAUGCCGUUCGGUAAGGGCAACAGAAAUUGUGUGGGAAUGAGGUAUGCGCAAAUGCAAGCUAAAUCAGGUCUAAUACAUUUGCUGCGCAACUUUUCAUCUAGUACAAAUGUAUUAGCGGGUGGUGUUAAAUAUCGUAAGGAACAGGUUCAAGUUAGAGUAACCAAUGUGGAUAUUAAACUUAUUCCUAGGCGAUAAUUUUAUUAAUGAAUGCUUAUCAUGCGUAAUGUAUAAUAAUUAAUUAAUGAUUAUGUAAAUAACUAAGCGUACCUACCCAUAAUAUGUGUGACCGAAGUUACCCCUACGCCCGUUUUAUGGGCAACCAUUUUGCACCGAAUAUGCACCAUUUGCAACUGAAUUUCCGGUUACUGAUGAAAAAUAAUAUGAAUGGCAAUCCGGAUAAUCGUGUAUCCGGAUAACUGAGGUCCGGAUAAUGUCUACUGUGUAUCUAAAGUAGGUCCCUAUUCCAUUUUGAUGUCCCGUCUAAGGUACAACUGCCAGAGUAUGUAUUUUUGAACCCGCGCCACAUUAGCUAUACCAUGCUAGAACUGACCCUGAUUAUAAUAUAAUAUAAUGUACCUACCUAGAGAAGAGUGGAAAUAAGAAAAAAUUGAUUAAGACAGAACAACAUAAUUAAUUGCCUCAUAGAAUUAUUAUUAUAAAGGUAUAACGAUUAAAACUAUGUGUAAUAGAUCGAGAUACAUAAAUAAAUAUAACAAUAGCUCUUUA
This is a messenger RNA of Maniola jurtina (meadow brown), 3595 nucleotides long. RefSeq lists its product as uncharacterized. The coding region runs from base 71 to 3064 and encodes 997 amino acids. Lineage: Eukaryota; Metazoa; Arthropoda; Insecta; Lepidoptera; Nymphalidae. The transcript is spliced from 2 exons. Gene Ontology annotation, molecular function: iron ion binding; heme binding; oxidoreductase activity, acting on paired donors, with incorporation or reduction of molecular oxygen. The record is from RefSeq and is a predicted model, not a curated record.